AGAGGCGUCUCUCUAUCAAGGACUAAAUAUAAAUUGCCACGAUACUAGCGACAGUAUAUUGUUAAAUAAGCUCAACGAGAUUGAGUCAUUUGCUCGUUGACUGCUGCCGAGGGAAGACGUUACCGAAGAUAAGAUGGCGAAGCAAGUGAAAAUUAAAUAUACUCAACUCUUUAUCAACAAUGAAUUCGUGGAUUCUGUAAGCGGUCGUAAAUUUCCUACAAUAAAUCCUGCGGAUGGGAAGGUCAUUGCCGAAAUUUCAGAAGGAGAUAAGGCUGACGUAGAUAAGGCAGUAGAAGCCGCUAAAAGGGCGUUUAACAGAAAGUCAGAAUGGCGUAAAAUGAAUCCGUUCGCUCGUGGACAACUUAUUCACAAGCUCGCAGAUCUUAUCGAACGUGAUGUAGAUUAUAUCGCGUCACUUGAGACUCUUGAUAAUGGAAAGACAUAUGCAAACGCCGUCGGUGAUAUACGAGCAAGUGUCGCCUUCUUCCGUUAUUAUGCAGGCUGGUGUGAUAAAAUAUUUGGAACUACUAUACCAACAGAUGGCACCAAUUUCACAUUGACUCGGAAAGAGCCGAUCGGCGUUGUGGGACAAAUCAUCCCUUGGAAUUAUCCCUUUAUGAUGUUAACUUGGAAAUGGGCUCCUGCAUUAGCUACUGGAUGCACCAUAGUCUUGAAGCCAGCGGAACAAACACCUUUGACCGCACUUUACGCGGCUGCUCUUGCUAAAGAGGCAGGAAUACCAGCAGGUGUUGUAAAUGUCAUCCCAGGUUACGGUCCAACUGCUGGUGCAGCUAUUUCUGAGCAUCCAGACAUUUGUAAAGUGGCUUUCACAGGAUCAAGCGAGGUUGGACAUAUCAUAAUGCAAGCUGCUGGCAAAAGUAAUCUUAAGCGCGUUAGCCUUGAACUAGGUGGCAAGAGUCCGCUUGUUAUUUUCGACGAUAUUGACGUGAAAGAAGCUGCGAAGAUAGCACACAAUGCAUUAUUUGGAAAUCACGGGCAAAAUUGUUGCGCAGGAUCGCGUACAUUCGUGCAUUCUAAAGUAUAUGACGAGUUUGUAAAACAUGCUAAGCAACUGGCACUCGAUAGAAUAGUAGGAGACCCAUUUGACCAUAAGACGCAACAAGGCCCACAAAUCGAUCAAGACAUGUUUGACAAAGUGAUGGGCUUAAUUAAAUCGGGCAAAGAGCAGGGCGCUGUUGUGCAAACUGGCGGAGAACGCAAAGGCGAUAUCGGUUUUUUCGUGCAGCCUACGGUGUUCUCAAACGUAACUGACGACAUGAGAAUCGCCAAAGAAGAAAUUUUCGGGCCAGUUCAAUCGAUUUUGAAAUUCAACACCAUGGAUGAAGUCAUCGAUCGUGCAAAUCGCACCAACUACGGUCUUGCUUCUGGCAUAAUUACUAAAGAUAUUAAUAAAGCUUUGACAUUCGCCCAAGCUGUGGAAGCAGGCAGCGUUUGGGUCAACUGUUACGAUGCCAUUACACCCCAAACACCAUUCGGUGGAUUUAAACAAUCUGGAAUAGGACGUGAAUUGGGAGAGGAAGGCUUGAAAGAAUAUCUUGAAAUAAAAACAAUCAACAUUAAGAUCGCAAGUGAAAAUUAAUUUUUGACAGUUCAUGAUGAAAGUUUUUUUAUAUAUGCUUUAACAUUGUAUAACUCAAAUAAUUGCUAUAUGUUACAAUUACUUUAUACAAAGCUCUUGUAGUAGUAUGUCAAUUUAGUACACAAAAUAAAUUACUAUAUAUACUUGCA
Odontomachus brunneus is the source of this 1749-nucleotide messenger RNA. Its product is annotated as retinal dehydrogenase 1. The record is from RefSeq and is a predicted model, not a curated record. Lineage: Eukaryota; Metazoa; Arthropoda; Insecta; Hymenoptera; Formicidae. The transcript has 9 exons. The coding region runs from base 134 to 1600 and encodes 488 amino acids. Gene Ontology annotation, molecular function: aldehyde dehydrogenase (NAD+) activity.